Molecule: messenger RNA, 1310 nt
Organism: Myxocyprinus asiaticus (Chinese sucker)
Lineage: Eukaryota; Metazoa; Chordata; Actinopteri; Cypriniformes; Catostomidae
Exons: 7
Coding region: 111-1265 (384 amino acids)
Source: RefSeq, a predicted model, not a curated record
AAAAUCAUGACUACUGACAACUAUUUUUAAUUUGUUGUCAGUACCUUUUUGUAAAGUAACAUUUCCUAUUUGCAUUCAGUAAGAUACUGUAGUUUACUGACAACUCUGCUAUGUACCAGGAUAUCCGUGCAAUACUGAUGAAAGCACCACAUGGACCCUCCAUUGUGGAGAGUCUAGAGAGUAAUAAAAUUACCACCAAGCAAAGGCGUGCAAUGGUGCGAAUUACUGUUUCUUAUCUUAUUGAGAAAUAUGGCGAAACACCAUCAACAGAGACCAAAAAGGCAAUGGCCAUGUCUCUAGUAGAGACAUUUCCCUGUCUCCGUGACCCUGAAGGAAAUGGCUUUGAGGCCUGGUUCAGCCAGGGGCGAAAACACAGGCCUUCCACAGGAUUUCUUGAGGAACGCCUUCGCAGUAUAAGAAAGAGGAUGCGGAGAUUAAGAACACAGCCCUCCGUAGUGCCUGUCUGUGAGGAGAGGUUGACUUUCAUUCCUACAUCAACUUUGUCUUCUGAGAGAGCAAUUCAGUUAAAAGAAUGGCUAAAAAACAAUACCAGACCACAGGACCAGGCUGAGCAGUAUAUGAAAGCAACUGCUCUUUUUAGGGCUCACUGGAUUCGCCAGAACAGCUCCAAACCAAUAUCUGAGAUUUUAUCAGAGUUCCCUCGUCUAAUGGAUACCCCAGGCAUGAUAUCUCAAGACUUUAGUGUACUUCACCCUGAUGCUGCUGACAAAUUGUGCUCAUCCUGGUUGCCUGACUUUGCUGACAAGAUCCUGGCCUUUGCUAAAAGAGAUGGACGACAAAUGGAUUUACUGAAUUUAGACAACAUGUCUGCAGAUACCAAAGGCACCAUGGCACUGAAAAUUUUACCUCAGAUCAUUCCACCAUCAGUGUACAAGAUUGGCAACAAAACCUUCCGGCCAACUAUUGAGGAAGCCAGAACCUCUUUCACUGAUGUACAACCAUCUGGAACCAACAUGGUGCAGUACCUACUAAAACAGAGGGAGGAGAAGCCCUUCCCAUUUGUCUUAGAACUUGGAGUUGGUGGACAGUUUUUUGUGGUGGUGAAUGGGGAAGCCCUAGAAGAGCAGACUCUCCUCAAGGCAGUAGAUGUUUGUUUUAAGUCCUUUUUUUGCUUUGACACCCACUUUCCAAAACAGUGUGCCCUUGCCUGGGAGUUUUUGCAGCAGGUAGUUUAUGAGAUGCCUGGUUCCGAAAAUUCAACAAUUCGCUUUUUGCGUGCCUCCAUUUAUGCUGCUGAGGACUAAAUUGUUUAUUAAACUAAAUAAUGCAGGUAUUUUGUAUCCAUGUAU